Brugia malayi is the source of this 1719-nucleotide messenger RNA. It is a transcript of the gene Bma-hxk-2, whose product is annotated as Hexokinase family protein. Gene Ontology annotation, biological process: intracellular glucose homeostasis; glucose 6-phosphate metabolic process; glycolytic process. Bases 1 to 1719 code for a protein of 572 amino acids. The transcript is spliced from 11 exons. Gene Ontology annotation, cellular component: mitochondrion; cytosol. Gene Ontology annotation, molecular function: ATP binding; mannokinase activity; D-glucose binding. The record is from RefSeq and is a predicted model, not a curated record. Lineage: Eukaryota; Metazoa; Nematoda; Chromadorea; Rhabditida; Onchocercidae.
AUGCUAGGAUUGUUGACAAUUACAAGUGUAUUCCGAAAUUGGCGGAAUAGUUUGCAGCGCAAAGAGGACUACGAUGAGUGCCAUAUGAGAGGAAUAAAUAAUGAAAAUGAAAUAAGUGGUAAAAGUGAAAAAAAUUUCAAAUUAGAUGAACCACCAAUUUCGUUAGAAACAGUAAUGGCAGAAUUCAAAUUGUCAAAUGAGACACUUCGUCGAAUGAUGGCACAUAUGUCUCGUAAUAUGGACAAGGGUCUUGAAGGUGGACCCGAGAAUAGCACCAUAUCAAUGUUACCAUCUUUUGUACCUGAAUUACCUAAUGGAACAGAAGAAGGUCGAUUUAUUGCAAUGGAUUUGGGUGGUACCAAUUUACGUGUAAUGUUAAUGGAUAUUAAACCAGGUGAAGAGCUGAAGACGGAGCAAUUCAAUACACGUAUACCAAAUUGGGCUAUGCGUGGUACCGGUGAACAGCUAUUCGAUUACAUAACAAAAUGCUUAGCAGAAUUUCUGAUUGAAAAGGGUAUCGAGAAUGAUGGUCUACCGGUGGGAUUUACAUUUUCUUAUCCAUGUGAUCAGAAAAGUUUACGUUCUGCUACAUUACUCAGAUGGACAAAAGGUUUUGAAACGACAGGUGUAGUUGGUGAAGAUGUCGUGGAACUUCUUGAACAAUCUAUCGCUAGGAGGGGUGAUAUUAAAGUGGAAGUGGUAGCACUAAUUAAUGAUACCGUUGGUACAAUGGUAGCAGCUGCUCAUGAAAGUGGCGGUGAAUGUCACAUUGGUGUUAUUAUCGCAACCGGUACAAAUGCUUCAUAUAUGGAAGAUACAUCAAAAAUCAAGUACGGUUUAUCAAAAGCAAUAGCCGCUUACAAUUAUCCGGAAAUGAUCAUUGAUACGGAAUGGGGCGGCUUUGGUGAUCGUUCCGAAGCUGAUUACAUUUUAACACAAUAUGAUAAAAUUGUUGAUAGCCGUUCGGAGCAUCCAGGCGUAAACACAUUUGAUAAACUUGUUGGUGGAAAAUGUAUGGGUGAAGUGGUACGUGUCGUGUUGGAAAAAUUGACGCGGGCACGUGUUUUAUUCAACGGGAAAGGUUCGGAUGCACUUUUUCAACAAGAUUCUUUUCCAACGAAAUAUAUCUCUGAAAUUCUUAGGGAUGAAAGUGGCUCAUAUGUACAUACGAGAGAUAUAUUAGGUGAAUUGGGUAUCGAUCAUUACAGUUUCAGUGAUAUGUUACUUCUUCGAGAAGUUUGCGUUGUUGUUUCACGUCGAUCAGCUAAUCUUGGCGCUGCUGCAAUUGCAUGUGUGUUAAAUCGUGUCCGAAAACAGAAUAUGGUAGUUGGAAUAGAUGGCAGUACAUACAAGUAUCAUCCAUUUUUCGACUUUUGGGUUCAUGAUAAAUUGAAGGAGCUUGUCGAUCCGGGCCUUAAAUUCAAAUUGUUACAAACAGCUGAUGGUAGUGGUAAAGGUGCAGCACUGAUCACAGCAAUUGUUGCGCGAUUGAAAAAGCGAAAUUUAAAGCAACAACAACAACAACAACAACAACAACAACAGCAUGUAACAAUGGUAGAACAAAAUGUUGUUGAGCAAAUAGCGGAAACGAAAGGAAGUCGCGAACAGUUCAUGAAUGGAAAUCAAAAAAUUAAUUUGGUGACAAAUGACAUACCAAUUUAUGACAGCUUUAAUGGUGACAUAGAAAAUGGUGUGAUCCAUUUAUCCACUGAUCAUUGA